AUGAAGUUCUUCACCAUCGCUACCGCUCUGGCCACUGUUGCCCUUGCUGCCGAGGUCGGCGCCCCUGUCUCGCAGAUUGCCGACGGUCAGGUCCAGGUCGGCACCCAGCCCGCCGCCCAGCCUACUACCGCUCAGCCCCAGCCGUCGGUCCCUGCUGUGCCCUCCGUGCAGCCCUCCGUCCCCUCGGUCCAGUCCUCCGUCCAGCCUGAGCCGUCUGUUCAGCCCCAGACCUCCGCCCAGCCGGAGCAUGCCAGCACCGUCAGCUGUGAGCCCGCGCCCGAGCCGGCAUCGUCUAACCCGCUCCCCUCCGGCACCCCCAUCAACCCCGGCGGCGGUGGCGUCGUCCCUGUCCCCAGCAGCGGCAGCACUGCGGUCCCCGUGCCCGGCCCCAGCAGCACCGGCACCGCCGUUCCUGUUCCCGCCCCCAGCGGUACUGCCCCCGUUCCCAGCGUGAGCAGCGGCGUGGCCACCGGCACUGGUGUCGUCCCCUCCGUCACCAGCACCGCUAGCGCCAACCCGACCACCAGCCAGCCCGUCACCGCUGGUGCCGGUCGUGUCGCUGGUGGCGCUGUCGCAGCUGUUGCCGUCGCUGUUGCUCUGCUGUAA
Cordyceps militaris CM01 is the source of this 606-nucleotide messenger RNA. RefSeq lists its product as uncharacterized. The transcript has 2 exons. Gene Ontology annotation, molecular function: structural constituent of cell wall. The record is from RefSeq and is a predicted model, not a curated record. Bases 1 to 606 code for a protein of 201 amino acids. Gene Ontology annotation, cellular component: cell wall. NCBI's taxonomy places the organism in Eukaryota, Fungi, Ascomycota, Sordariomycetes, Hypocreales, Cordycipitaceae.